AUGGCUCCAGCUGCGCUCACACCUGCCAUUUCGGCCAAGGACACGCCAGUCGAGUCCACAAAUAAGAAGAGGAAGAUCGUAUGCUUUUCAGAUUUCGACGGCACCAUUUUUAUGCAAGACACGGGCCACGUCCUCUUCGAUAACUUCGGGUGCGGCUCCAAGAGACGGCAGGUUCUGGACGAGCAGAUUAAAAAUGGCGAACGAUCCUUCCGCGAUGUUUCGGAGGAGAUGUGGGGGUCACUUAACAUCCCAUUCGACGACGGGUUCGAGGUGAUGCAGGACUCACUCGACAUCGACCCGGACUUUCGUUCUUUCCACGCCUUCUGCCUCCAGAACUCGAUCCCCUUUAACGUGAUAUCGGCCGGCCUCAAACCGGUCUUGCGCAGAGUCCUAGACACAUUCCUCGGGGAGGAGCAGUCCCGCCACAUCCAGAUCGUCGCCAAUGACGCCGCCAUCGCCGAAGAUGGCUCCGACUGGAAGGUGCUCUGGCGCCACGACACGGAGCUGGGCCACGACAAGGCGCUGUCGGUGCAGGAGGCUCGCGCCGCGGCCGAGGCCGAGCUCGCCGACGAGGAGGGCGCCAUCCCGCUUAUUGUCUUUAUCGGCGACGGAGUCUCAGACCUGCCGGCCGCCAGGCAAGCGGACGUGCUCUUCGCGCGCCGGGGCCUGCGCCUCGAGGAGUACUGUCAGGAGAACGGCAUCGCCUACAUCCCCUUCGACACGUUCGCGGGCAUCCAGGCCGAGCUCACCCGGAUCAUUGACGAGGACGAGAAGAAGACGGCCGGACGGGGCCUGCCCGCCCGCUUCAACCCGCGCGCCAACAUGUGGCGCCGCUUGUCGAGCAAGUCGAACGUCCCCAGGCUGGUCGUCAUGUCGCCCACGAAAGAGGAGCGCAUGUUCCUCUGGCCCGAGGCCUUCACGGAGCUCAAGACACCGGCCCUGGAUGUCACACGGGAGCUGGGCGUCGUCGGGGAGGAGCAGGCUGUUGCUGUUCCGGCUGCUUAG
This is a messenger RNA of Diaporthe citri, 1005 nucleotides long. RefSeq lists its product as uncharacterized. The coding region runs from base 1 to 1005 and encodes 334 amino acids. Gene Ontology annotation, molecular function: phosphatase activity. The transcript has 2 exons. Lineage: Eukaryota; Fungi; Ascomycota; Sordariomycetes; Diaporthales; Diaporthaceae. The record is from RefSeq and is a predicted model, not a curated record.